This is a messenger RNA of Cladocopium goreaui, 550 nucleotides long. The record is from the annotation of a GenBank genome assembly. Lineage: Eukaryota; Dinophyceae; Suessiales; Symbiodiniaceae.
AUGCACGGCUCUGCGAGGACAGAUUGCAUCAAGUGGACAAAGCGUGCCAGCCCGGAGACCAGGUCGUUACUUGCGACAUGGCAGGCGGGCUGUCGAGAUGUGGGUCUCUUGUUGGAGCUUACGUCCCUUCUGGUACGCUUCAGCCGUGGUGAACAGAAAGGAUCAACAGGUCUUCCGUUGCGGCAGAGCUGCUUGCUCUUUGAGGAGGCCCUUCGUUGCCUGGCAAAUGACGCCGGCGCGACGCCUUCGCACGUGGAAGCGCCGCUGCCGGAGGCCUGUGAGCUUUGGUCCUGCUACGUGGAUUUUCUCCUGGCGAAUGGCGCUCCCUUGUCACAGCUCAGAGAUGUGCAGGCACGUGCACGAGCUUUCCGCUCCCAGGCCUCCGUGCGGAAAGCCGAUGCAGAGAACAGGAAACGAGGUUUGCCUGGUCCGACCGCAAGUUGCAAGCAGGCCAAGCUGGCAGCCUUUCAAACGGCACCCGGCCACUUGGGUGGCUCGUGAUCUGAACCCGCGGCGAGAUGCCAUGGGGAUGGGCAGAACGGAAGCCAAU